UCGUUCGAACGUAAUUUAAGCUUCCGCUGCUACCGGGAACGACGCGCCGCCGCCGCCGCCGCUGACAAUGGGAAGAUUUUGUUGCUAGAAAGGUGCAAUGACACACCUAGCUACGGGCAAAUAGUCCCGCGAUUCCCGUUCCACCGGAGGAUUAGUAUGAAGAAGCUACCGCCGCACUUCUUCUAGUGGGUGCUAGGAUUUGGGAUUGUUGUGUGAUCGAUCGAAAUUUUCCAACUUUUGUGGUGUUUUUUGAAUGUGCAAUAUUGAAUUUGGAUUUAUUUUUUUGCUUUCCUAUUUUAUUUUUUGCUUUCCUAAGUGCAAACAUCGAACCGAAAACCGUGAAGAUCAUUCAGUUUCCGAGUGCAUCACCAUGCGUAUAAAUCCUGGAGGUGGUCCAAAAUGAGAAAAAGUCGCCUAAAAAUAACGUGCGUGAAAAGCGUAGAGUUGCUCUGUAAAUUGAGCGAUGUGAUGUUAUGAGAUGCAGAACAAACGUGUGUCUUAUGUAUGAAUAAUGACGUGGUCUCAUAUGAGGCAAGUAACAAGAUGUAUGUGUAAAAUUGUUCGCUUGUGAAAAGUUUAAUGAAAAAUUUGAAUAAUAUGAAAGAAAAGUGAUGAAGUUCCGUAUUGUUACCAAUUAGCAGAGUGUAUCUAUGAAACCACAAUUUAAUGAGUACUGAAUAGCAGAACAGUGUCUAUCGUUUAGUACUGAAAAUGGAUAGCAGGGAAGGGAACUCAACGGCUACCACCUUAUACAGAAUUUUACAGAGCCCGGCCCCAGUAUGUAUGUUCUACUUCGCGCAUCCAUUUGGAAUCUCUUCUCCGGCGGGGGCAUCCUCACCCGGUAAGGUUGUGCCACCGAGGGUUUCCAAUUUGGAACCCUCACGGAAACCUGUUCCCCUACCGGCUCCCAAGUACGACCGGCAACCGUCGAAAACGGAUAUCGUUCGUCAAAGGCCCGAAUCUCGUGACGAACCGAAGAAAACCGGUCCGCAUGGUGUUGCUUUGCGUCGGGGCGAAAAGUCGACACCGAAACCAAUCAGGCCGGAAAAUCGAACGAAAUCGAAAAAGAUAAAAACCGGUGGCGGCACUAGUGGGCAGACGGGGACGGCCGAAGUCAAGUCGCAGGCAGCUAUCCUUACGGUGAAACCGUACGCCAAGUCAAAAAGGCGCCAGAAUGCGAUUGAACUAGAGUCCAGACAGAUCCCGCUGACAAAGUGGCCAAGUACGAUCUGGAAUCGGGACUUUCUCAUCCCACUUCUGCUGCAGGUUCUGGCUAAACAGCAUGGUCGCAAAAUUCCGGAUAUCGAGCAGAUUUUGCGCACCGUACGAACCGCUUGGAAUACUCCGAAGUCCCAGCGCUCAGUGCUGCACAGCCAGGAUAGCCGGGACUCGUUCUCAUCGAGCUGGGACCUAUCGAGUUCAUGCGAUAGACACUACUGUGACCAGGGACACUACCACGCCUGUGAGAUGGGUGCCGGAACGUACGCCUCGGUGAUGGGCUCUGGCCCGGGAUUGCUGCGGAGGCGAUACUCCGUACCGGAGAUCAUUAUGCGGAAGCACACUUUGGCUCAGCAGAAAUCAUACGAUGAGCCGCACGACACCAACCACAACAGCAUUAGCAUGAGCAACAAAAACUACUACUGCCCCUCGCCAUGUUACAGCCAAACUCCACCGACGCCGCAGUACCAGCAGCAACAAGAAAGUCCGCAUCGGCGAGGUGGGCCAAUGACACGCGCCAGAAGCAGAGAAUCCCCGGCAGGCAGCCGAAAGCAACCCGAAUCACCGCUGGCAGCUCCGGCUCUAGUUCAGCGGAAAUCGAUUACGCGAGCGGCCAACAGCCUGGAGGCCGCACCUAGCAGCAAUGGGAACCAUUUCCAAACGCUGGCAUCCACCGGGUCCGAGUCUAACUUGGUCACGAUGAGCCGACGCCAGACGUCUCUAGGUGGUAUUAGUCGUAGCCAAAAAUGUAGUAGUGUCAUUGGUAUAAAUAGUAGCACAAACAACAAUAAUAAUAACUAUAUUGGUCCUGUCGGUAGCAAUGGGGUGGUCAACGGGGUGGGCGCAGGUGCACUGGGAGGAGGUUGCGUGUUAGGUGCGGGUGCUGCCGCCGAUUUUUCGAUGAGAAAAUCCACCCUACUGCGAAGAAUGUGGAGCAAAGAAAUGCGACGGUACGACCGGUCAGGGAGCUGGUCACCACCGUUAAGGCGAACGCCGCGAAGAAUUUACAGCAUUGAAAGCAUUAUUCCUCCAGAAGGGCUAGCUGGUGACGGGAGCGGAGCCAGCAGCGAGGGUGGAAGUAGUUCUGUGACAACCUCGACUACCUCUUGUAAGGAAUGUGCGAAGUUGGAAAGUCAGUACGCGAGCAACGCUAGAAGCGGAAAGUUAAUCGAGGAAUCUCCGAAAAGGCUUCGAUUGGUGACCUCGGUGAGAAACAAUAAUCUGCAGAACGAAUCCGACAACGGGGAGAAAGUGAGUGAAAUCAGUAGCCCGGGAAGAAAUUUGGUCUCCAGUGAGGGUUUAGUAGAGAACAGUGUAGAUUCGAAAUCGGAAAUUUCAAAUAACGCGCUGCUACGACGUAGAGAAGGAUUGGUGAAUGGCCGGAACAGGCGAAACUGCGUCUUCAUGAAUGGUUUACAGGAUAAUGCCACCGGUAUAACCAACGACAUUGAGCUAGACGAAGCAGAUCUUUCUAGUAGUGCCUCAUCAUCGAUAGUGUCUCAGGAUUGUGCUCGACCGUCUGGUCCAGCUGGCAGCACUGGCGUUAUCCUUGAAGGCAGUGAAGAGAGUGCGUUAAUCGAUAACGAGCAAGAAGUCGACCCCGACGAAGAAGCCAGCAGUACGAACUUAAACGUUCAGGAUAACGAAAGUGAUCUCAGUGAGUUUCUUAAGGAAGAAGCGUAUGCCCGCAAAGAUAAUGCUGGUGAAACUUAUCGGGAAAUUGCUGCUCAGCGCGGGGGUGAUAUUGAUACUGAUGUACAUCCUGGAAAACGUGCUGAGAUUAUUGCUAGUAGUGCGCCACCAGGAGCUAGUGCUGUGAAGGUCAGUGAAAAACUUUCGAAUGGCGAACAUUUCCCACUGAAAAAACAAAUUGUGCGGCGUAGUAGCAACGCAAGUAGUAGUGCGGUUAGUAUUUCCGGGGAAAGUACCGAUAGUGAAAGUGUGAGAAAUGGCACUAAUGAGAAGUGUGUGCGGGAGGCAAAUGAGUUGACAGCGUUGACGGGUGGUGAUUAUUUGAAAAAGGACGAACAAUUGGAUGAGUACAUAUCGAAUUUGUUGGUUGAUAAUUUGAACAACCUUCUAGAUACGAAAGAAGUGUUCGCUAAUAGUGCUGCCGAGUGGACUGCGAGUGGUGACCUAACCAACAACAAUCAGCAGGGGGAGAAAGGUCAAAUGUACGAUCAAGGUGACAGCAAACUUGUAAAUGGCCAUGAAAUGAAACAUAAACUGCCAGAGAAAUACAUCAACGGUGGGGGUGGAGUUGUUUGUAAUUCACCACUCAGCAGACACUAUAAAGAGAAUGAAAAAGAAAAUGAAGAUAGUGUGAAUAAUAAUUCCAUGGAGGGAGGCGGAAAGCUUGCAAUCAAUUAUAUACGCAAGAAAAAUGGGGAGAAAAAGCACAAUGCUAACGGUUUCUAUUUAGUACCAAAGAAUGGUUCUCGGGAGUCUGAUGGACCAUCGGAAAUUGACCUCAAUGGAAAAUAUUACUUUCCUGCGUACGGUCUUGAAACCGACCCAUCCGAUCAUACGGAUAUUGCUUCGGAACCGGAGAUGCAGAUUAUCAGUAAAAUUGGAACGGGAUCAACAUACCGCGGAAACGCAAACUCCAGAUCUAUCAUAGUGUCUCGCAUUUCGGCAUUUCCCCGUACGGAAUCGAUGGAAGUUCAACCCUCAAAUACUUCAGCCGAGGAAGAGUUUGAUGAUCUACUGGGUAAUAACGGUUCCGACUCGGACACUACGAGCCUAGUCGACAGUUUAGAUGAGGUGGAAAUUACGCCUCGAAGACGCCAUGAUCGAAAAAAGAGCCUCACUCAACCUCCGGCAGCUGCAGAAAGUACAACAAAAUCGGAAACCACACUCUCGGAAAAGUCACCCCGUCACGAAAAAGGAGAAGCCUUCUUCGUGCCUAUUCAGGAUACCGCUGUGAUAAUCGAUGAGCAUAUUGUAGUUGCCGAUACGAUGCCGCUUCUGAUCAAGGAACGGCUAAAUAGUCGUCAUCGAAUGAUGGUCUGGAAACGGGAGCAGGAGAAUCAGAAACGUCAUCGAAAAAUGAUGCGGAAGAUCGAGCAAAAAAAGUUCUACGGAGAACCAGCGAUCCAAGUUAUAAGCACCAUCGAUCGAGCGCUUGGUCGCAAGGAACAUAUCGCUCCAGAAGACAAGAAACGUAUUUUUGGCCAAACCUCCGGUUCCUAUGCAGCCAGACUACCGAAGGCCAAGAAAAAAACUAAUGCUCUUCGAACCGAGUUGGGUUUGUUGGAAUCCUACAAGAUCGAUGCACGCGGAAAUAUGCAAAUUCAAAAUCCGGCUGCUGGCGGCGCAGGUUCCAGUGAAAGCACGUCAAGCGCGAAGAAAGCUACCAAAAGCCCCUGGGGUCAAGCUGCGGAGAGAAGACAAGCUCGUACAUCUGUUGAGAUUCCACCAGCCUCGACAAAGUCUUCCGGCCGUUCCGUCACUGCGACAACAACAGCAUCAUCAAAGACACCUCGCAAAACGCCUAUUGAAACCAAAAGAAAACAAGUCCUAAAGGAUGUUCAACACAUGACACUUUACCAGCAAGCGGAUUUGACCCCCGACAUUGAGGGUGGCCCAAGGCGAAUGUACCAGAAGACGGAGAUCCAAGAGGGAGACACACAUAUCGAAAUCCUUGAGAUCGUAGAGUGUGGUGAUAGCGCUCCACGCAGUAGUGUUUCUAGAAAUCGACAACGGGCAAAAAGCGCUGGAAGCCGUUCUGGUCCGAAGCGAUCGCGCAUACCUGUGCCCAUUUAUCGGUGGGGACGAAACAGAAGAAGUAAUAAUUCAAGAGAAAACAGUCCCCUUUCCACCGCUGGCGGUACACCGAAAGUCGAUCGUAUGAUUGCUGAUUACUUGCUGGAGGCCUUGUCGAACCCAGAUGACGUAGGAGUAACAUUCAUUCAAACUCCAGAAGAACUAAAAGAGAAGGGCAAGCGAUCUCCGAGUGUUCGUAAAAACGCCCCACCCAACAGUAGUACCCCAAAACGCUCGGCCAACAGCGGAAAGUACACCCAACGUUUCGAAGUGAUCCCCGAAGAACGAAGCAGCGUCUCAAUUGGAUCGUCUUCCGAAGAGCUUUCUGCUGGGAAAAAGAAACACUCGUCACCACGUCGCGUAAGCUUCGAUGAACAUCAUAAAAUCCUCAACGUUGACGAAUUCGAACCGUCAAAGCUAGCACCGAAAGCAGUAGUAUCUCCUCGGCCCUCCCCCAAGCAGUCACCCAAAAAGGCGGGUCCCACACCGGCUGCGACACUCUCGCCCAAGGCACCUGCGCUGAAAAAGAACACCACCAUCAGCCGCGGAAAGGCGGCCAUCCAGAGCGAUGUGGUCGAAGAAAAAGGCUGGAUCGGGUUCAGCACACAGCACGAGGAUUUGGCCACUCCGGUUGGCGACGAAAAAGAUGAAGAAGUUGAACAUAUUCCACUAGCAGAGAAGAAAGCACUAAAUGCCAAUGGCCACCAUCAUCAUUUGAGUUCACCCGUCACCCCCAAGCAUGAUCGUAACAGCAUUGUAAAAACCAUCAUUACUGGCAACAUUGCACGCCACGACAGUGAUAGCAAGCCAAAGCGGCACCAAGACACCAAUUCAGUUUCCACCCGGCUUCAAACUGUCGACCAUGUUCAUCAUCAUCAUCAAAGCGUAAACAUCAGUGUAAAUCAUAGCGAUUCUGUGCCUGUGGUGUCUGUCGAUCACGUGCGAUCAACAGUGGCUACCGUCGGAUCGAAUAGUAGCUGCAAUGGCACGGCCGGCUCCGAUAGCUUAGUAUCGGUGUUCGGUCGAUCUAUACGAAGUGGCACCGUUAACCAUCUGGCGAUCGCCACUGCAACUCCUGGUAGUCGUAAAUUGACCAGUGGUGAAUUUUCAGACGAAUCUUGCUUCACUGACAGUCUCAACGGGAAGCCGUCGCCCAAACGACAAACUGAUUUACCUGAUUUGCGUGAACUCUCUAUCCCAGUGCAACUAGAACAGGAUUUAAAAUCAUCCCGUCAUGGAGGUCAUAGUAUUAACGAGCUGAAAUCAUCCAAUGAGUCAGUUAGAGAGGUAAACGUAGCAAACUCUUGUGACUGUAGUGAAUCAUUAUAUCCCUACCGCCAGAUCCGGGAAGAGAAUGCUUGGCAUGUCUAUGAGACGACCGACUGUAAGGUCAUUCAAUCCAAGAUCGAAUACUACGAAACAUCAAUCCACAGAACGCCACUCACAGAGAACCAUUCGAAUAUGUUCGGACAUUUGGAGGAGCGGACACCUGAUUCUUUGCGGGCUACCAUUAUUAAGAACAAAUUGGACAACAACGCACUCGUGCGACAUGAGCUAAAACCGGAGGACCGAACGUAUCUUACCUCAUCGGACACAGUCGAUUGCCUUCAUAUUCCAUCAAUCCACGCAUGUAGACCUCUCGCAACAAGCGAAGAUCCUCCAAAAACAGCAGACACCUGCAGUAGCUGCUGUUUCUGCAACCCCGAGAUACACAAAAAUUCCUUCAAACCUUCCGAAGGCUGCUUCUACUGUCAGGCGAAAGCGCAAACUCCUAGCAAAUCAUUUCCCAAUCCUCCCACACCACCCAACAUACAAAUGUCCCCCGUACCGCCAUCUCCCAAGACGCCAAUAAUGGAACUAACGCCAACUCCAACUCUACAGGAAAUCCCUCUUUUACCCAGGAAACCUUCUCAGCCAGAGAAACCUCAAGAAAACCCCAAACCCUCGCCAACCUCUCCCAAACAUGACCCCAAACCAACGCCAGUAACCACAAACAGUGGCGUUCAGACAACCGAUACCAGUGGUACCAGUACUGGUUCCACCUCAAUCAAUGGGCUCUACACGGAAACAACCAAAAAGACUGACCACACCCACACGAAGACCAAAACGAAGGCUUCCGAUACCGUCAGUACGAAGUGUACUACAACGAACGAGAAAAUCAAACGCUCCUACGUGCCAUCGGCAGCGGAAUCGGACAAGCUGGAGGAGAUUUCGAAAAAUUCCUCGACCCGCAAAAAGUCCGAAAACACCGUUCUUAACCGACCAAAAAACAUCAACAAUCUCAACCGAAGUGCUGCCACCGUGCACUCGGUGCAGAAAGAAGUGAAAAAUGAACUGAAAACACCGAUCAAAGUACUGCCGAAAACCGCCAAAGAACUCAGCAAUCGGAAGGAACGUGAAAGAAAAAUCGAUCUAAACCUGCCACUGGAAACCCACGAUCUUCCACCGAAGCAGAACGCGCCGAAAGCCAAAACCACGCUCGGUUUCGAAAAUUUGGCGAAAACUCUCGGUGGAUCCACGCAAAGUUACGACGAAACAACGUCCUCGUCAAGCUCGAUGGACAGCAGUCCAAACUCAAGCCCUUUUAAGAAAUGUGCCGCGGCUCUGCCGCCAGCUGCCCGGUGGAAGCACAACAGCGAACGAAACCUGACGCAGUUGACGAUGCAGAAGAUCACGACAGCCAGCAAGUGGGGCAACAAGUGGCGAAAGGCAGCGCGACAACACGAACACUCGCCAGCACCGGAGAACGUUUGCCUAAGUCCGGCUCGACGGAUCCCGCCUGCUGGUGAUGAGCCGCCAGCCCAGCUGGCGAUGGAUAGAGUGGUUAAUGGAGCCAGCCUUACGGCAAGCUCUGCGAUAACUGCAGCCAGUACUACGAACGCUGCUCCGGCCAUCGUUCCAAGCUUGGUCGGGGGAACCAGCCAGAGCAUGGCAACCAAUCAAGGAUGGACAGUAACGGUGGCCGGCAAUUACAACCCAGACAUGGCUCCGGACGUCGAGAUGCGGCUGAGCUUUCCUAAACAGCCAAAUUCGGCAUCCACUAGUAAACCGAUAGUCAGCGGUGUCACCGCCAGUAGCAAACGUACCAAUAACAGCACAAUCGAUUCGACCUUGAAUGGGCACGACAGCAGCUAUCAAUCAAGAGGUGGAAGCAGUAAGCGGUACAUCGAAGAUGCCCAUCACAUUCCGGGCCGCAAUGGACAAAACUACACCCUGUUGGACAACGACAGCUAUGGUGGUAGUCAAGGAGCAUCCCGUGCAGCUCUGCCGCCUACAAAUGGACUAAAUCCCAAACGAUCCCUAUCGCGAUCCGACGGAAUCGCAGGCGGUAAAGAGCAUCGUCUUCCAAAUGUUGGCCCAUUGAGCAACGUUCCGGCAAGACAGAACACCAAGAAAGCGGUCAAGCAAACCAUGGAGUGUAGCGUCGUAACAUCGGCAACUUCGAAAACCAUUGCGAACAAGUAUCACAUGCUCUCGCACCAGCAACAGCUACUGCACGAGCAGACACGAUAUCAGCAGCCCCAUCAGCUCAACACGUCUUCCUCACAACAUCUACACCACCAUUCGCAACAUCAGCCUGGCGCCCCAGCGACAACCGAACUGCACAAUGGAGUCGGUGGAAACCGCGGCACCCGCCGACAACGCACCAUGUCCAUCCAAUCACUUCAUCAUCAAACUUCCACGCUACACAACGGAGGUGGCGUUGGUAGCAAGUUCGCUUCAUCCAAUCUGCAUCAUCAGACCCGCUAUCAUGAUCCGUCAUCCUUAGGCAAUGGCCUUAAUGCAUACAACAACGGCUACCGGCGUGUUUCGCUGGAAAGCAUUUACAGUGGACCCCACCUGGACAACCUGUCGGUGAUGGGCAACGCAAUCGCACCGGAGCACAAACCCAGAGUACCGACCAUGAGCGAACGGGAUCUCAAGCGGAAGCACCAUCCUUGCUACGUGAGGACACAGCCUUACUUUUCGUAGGCCACCAGCUCAAACCAAUACUGUUCGUCUUCGGGAAAGUGCAAAACUCUUUCGUUGUUGUGUAGUUUGUGUUUAAAAAGUUAUUCGGACGGUUAAAGUUCUCGAGAAAACUGAUUCAAAUAGAAGCAUUUCUGCAGUUCUUUGCUGACACACUAGUUAUGCUCGGUUUUUUUUAUGUAGUUCGUAAAUCAUGUUAGUCGAACAGUAAGUUGGGAAACAAAGUAUUAACUCAUAAUUGAAAUAAUAUUGUAAAAUAUAUAUAUCAAAAUAAACAA
Molecule: messenger RNA, 9230 nt
Organism: Wyeomyia smithii (pitcher-plant mosquito)
Lineage: Eukaryota; Metazoa; Arthropoda; Insecta; Diptera; Culicidae
Exons: 11
Coding region: 712-8955 (2747 amino acids)
Source: RefSeq, a predicted model, not a curated record